This is a messenger RNA of Fundulus heteroclitus (mummichog), 2311 nucleotides long. RefSeq names its product phosphatidylinositol 4-kinase type 2 alpha (gene pi4k2a). The record is from RefSeq and is a predicted model, not a curated record. Gene Ontology annotation, cellular component: endosome; trans-Golgi network; lysosomal membrane. Gene Ontology annotation, biological process: phosphatidylinositol phosphate biosynthetic process; endosome organization; Golgi organization. Gene Ontology annotation, molecular function: 1-phosphatidylinositol 4-kinase activity. The transcript is spliced from 10 exons. Bases 194 to 1537 code for a protein of 447 amino acids. NCBI's taxonomy places the organism in Eukaryota, Metazoa, Chordata, Actinopteri, Cyprinodontiformes, Fundulidae.
ACCUAAACACUCAACAGGUCCCGCCUCUUCCCGGAAGCUGACAGUCAUCUGAUUUUGUUAGCCAGCAUCAGAGCUAACCAACAAAACAACUGUGCUGCCGUUUGUUUGGUUCCUUCCUUUUCGUCCUGGUUCUCCGCUUUGUCGUCUCUUAGCAGGGGACCGAACAACUGCUCAGGUAACCCCCCCCCGAACCAUGGACGAGACGAGUCCACUUGUCUCUCCGCUCCGGGACUCUGGGGAUUUCACCUACAACAGCGCGGAUCCCACCAGCUCCCGGGGCGCUAUCGGGAGCACGCCGGGCUCCGGGGUGCGCAUCCCGCCCGAGAGUCCCGGACGGAACCGGGAGAGACAGCCGCUCCUGGACCGGGACCGAGGACAGGCUUCCAGGGAGCCGCACAGGAACGAGUUCCCGGAAGAUCCCGAGUUCAGAGAGAUCAUCCGCAAGGCCGAGCGGGCCAUCGAGGAGGGGAUAUACCCAGAGAGGAUCUACCAGGGCUCCAGUGGAAGCUAUUUUGUCAAAGACUCUGUGGGGAAAAUUAUUGGAGUCUUCAAGCCAAAAAAUGAAGAACCGUACGGGCAGCUUAAUCCCAAAUGGACGAAGUGGCUUCAGAAACUGUGCUGUCCCUGCUGCUUCGGCCGUGACUGUUUGGUUCUAAACCAAGGCUACCUCUCAGAAGCCGGGGCCAGCCUGGUUGAUCAGAAGCUGGAGCUCAAUAUUGUCCCCAGGACCAAGGUGGUGUAUUUGGCAAGUGAAACAUUCAACUACAGUGCCAUAGACAGGGUGAAGUCUCGAGGCAAAAAGCUGGCUCUGGAGAAGGUGCCCAAAGUUGGACAGCGCUUCCACAGAAUCGGACUGCCACCCAAGGUUGGGUCCUUCCAAAUGUUUGUUGACGGGUACAAGGACGCAGAUUUCUGGCUGCGCAGGUUUGAAGCAGAACCGCUGCCUGAAAACACAAACCGUCAGCUACAGUUGCAGUUCGAACGGCUCGUAGUCCUCGACUACAUCAUCAGGAACACAGAUAGAGGAAAUGACAACUGGCUGCUGAAAUACGACUGUCCCAUGGAUUCUGGUGGUAAUAGGGACACAGACUGGGUGGUAGUCAAGGAACCUAUCAUCAAGUUAGCAGCUAUAGACAACGGCCUCGCCUUUCCACUCAAACACCCUGACUCCUGGAGAGCUUACCCGUUCUACUGGGCGUGGCUGCCCCAAGCUAAAGUUGCUUUCUCCCAGGAAAUCAGAGAGUUGGUGCUACCCAAACUGUCGGACCCAAACUUCAUCAAAGACCUGGAAGAGGACCUCUAUGAACUAUUUAAGAAAGAUCCGGGUUUCGACAGGGGACAGUUUCACAAACAAGUAUCUGUAAUGAGGGGGCAGAUAUUAAACCUGUGCCAAGCGGUGAAGGACGGUAAAUCCCCACUCCAGCUGGUCCAGAUGCCCCCAGUUAUCGUUGAAACAGCUAGGGCACCUCAGAGAGCAAACAGUGAAUCCUACACGCAGAGUUUCCAGAGCAGAAGACCCUUCUUCACCUGGUGGUAGGACACAAGAAGCGCAGCAGCAGAUUGCUGUGAAGGAAAGUGACUGGAUGUAGAAAUGAGGCCAAAAGAAGAGGGAUUUCUCCAAAUACCUUCCCUGUUUGGAUCUGUGCCUUGUGUGAACAUGACUGAAGAAGGUUCUGUGCAAUGACAUUUCUCAGCACUCAUUGGUGCAUGUCGUGGGUGCUCCCACGCCCACUUGCACACCAAUCAGAACCUUCUUGUGCUUUUGUUUAUUUUGGACGAGAGGUAUUUUGCAUUCCAUUUAUUUUUCUUUUUGUUUCCCUCCAACCUCCCAACACUCGCGCAUAUUUCCUCUCCCCCGCUGGCAACAGCAGUGCCAAUACAUUUGUGUUUCAUCAAAUAAGAGAAGUGUGUCAUGAGGUUAACGCUCACAAAUUUAGGAUAUGUGUCGUUUCUACGGAAGCUAAAAGCUGCAAGUCAUCUGAGGUGACUUUGCAAAGCCGAGGUAGGUACCAUUAAAGAGAUUAAAUAAAAUAGGAGCCAUGUGACUUGUUUGCCUAAUUUUCCGGUUCCUGUAAUUUAAUUAAAAAGGUCAAAAAUUUCUGCAUCCCUAACUAAACAGGCAGGUGUGGCGAAAUUUCUACCAGCUCCUGUUUUUUUCUCCCCCGUGGUUUGUGGCUCUUGGGUGGACUCAAGUAAACGAGAAGUAACAUUCUGCUGAACUGACAUGAAAUGUAUUGUGACAAUGCACUGUAUAAUUUGUAUGUAAUAUUUAAUGAUAGAGUAUAAUUAAAACAUAUUCAAUUAAUACCAA